Cavenderia fasciculata is the source of this 1386-nucleotide messenger RNA. It is a transcript of the gene tubA, whose product is annotated as alpha tubulin. Gene Ontology annotation, molecular function: GTP binding; structural constituent of cytoskeleton. NCBI's taxonomy places the organism in Eukaryota, Evosea, Eumycetozoa, Acytosteliales, Cavenderiaceae. Gene Ontology annotation, cellular component: microtubule; cytoplasm. Gene Ontology annotation, biological process: microtubule cytoskeleton organization; mitotic cell cycle. The record is from RefSeq and is a predicted model, not a curated record. The coding region runs from base 1 to 1386 and encodes 461 amino acids. The transcript has 2 exons.
AUGGCACGUGAAAUCAUUUCAAUCCACAUUGGUCAAGCUGGUGUACAACUUGGACAAAGUUGUUGGGAAUUAUAUACCUUGGAACAUGGUAUUGGAAAGGAUGGUUUAUUAACCGAACAACAACAAAAAGUACGUCAAAACGACACUACAUCAUCUGUAACUGUUGAUCAAGGAUCGUUUUCAACCUUUUUCAACCUUUCAUCCAAUGGUAAAAAGGCCGUACCACGUGCACUCUUUAUCGAUCUCGAACCAACCGUUAUCGAUGAGAUUCGUACAUCAGACUAUAAGAGUCUUUUCCAUCCAGAGUAUAUGAUCUCUGGCAAGGAAGAUGCCGCCAACAACUAUGCUCGUGGUCACUAUACCGUCGGCAAGGAAAUCGUAGAUGUUUGUUUGGACCGUAUCAGAAAGUUGGCCAAUGAAUGUGAGGGUCUCCAAGGUUUCCUCGUCUUUCACUCUGUAGGUGGUGGUACUGGUUCUGGUUUUGGUUCUCUCCUCCUCCAACGUCUCUCUUUGGAUUACGGUAAAAAGAGCAAAUUAGAUUUCUGUAUCUACCCAUCGCCACAAGUAUCCACCUCUGUUGUCGAGCCAUACAACUCUGUCCUCUCGACCCACGCUCUCCUCGAACACACCGAUGUUGCCUUUAUGCUCGACAAUGAAGCCAUCUAUGACAUUUGUCGUCGUUCACUUGGUAUUGACCGUCCAUCAUACACCAACCUCAAUCGUUUGGUCGCUCAAGUCAUUUCUUCGCUCACUGCUUCUCUUCGUUUUGCCGGUGCCCUCAACGUUGACAUUAAUGAAUUCCAAACCAAUCUUGUCCCAUUCCCACGUAUUCAUUUCAUGUUGUGUUCCUAUUCACCAAUCGUCUCUCGUGAAAAGGCUGACCACGAACAAAUCUCUGUCUCUGCCAUCACCAAUGCCGUCUUUGAUCAAGAAAAUAUGAUGGCCAAGUGUGACCCAACCCAAGGCAAGUACAUGGCUUGUUGUCUCAUGUACCGUGGCAACGUUGUCCCCAAGGAAGCCCACAAGGCCGUCUCUGACCUCAAGACCAAGAGCAAGGCUGUAAGCUUUGUCGACUGGUCCCCAACCGGUUUCAAGUGUGGUAUCAACCACGAAGCCCCAUCUGUCGUCCCAGGCGGUGAUUUGGCCAAGGUUGAAAGAUCCGUUUGUAUGUUGUCCAACACUACCGCCAUCGCCCAAGUCUUUAGCCGUAUCAACCGCAAGUUUGACCUCAUGUACACCAAGCGUGCUUUUGUUCAUUGGUACGUCGGUGAAGGUAUGGAAGAAGGUGAAUUUGCUGAAGCUCGUGAAGAUCUUCAUGCUCUUGAAAAGGAUUAUGAAGAGGUAAAGGAAAGUUCUACUCAAGGUGGUGAUGUUGAAGAUAUGUAA